UACCAACCCAUAAACAUACAUACCCAUCAAGCAAACCCAACCCUAGACCUCCUCACCCAUUCCUUUCUUCGAAAAUCCAAAUCCCCCCAAAAUGACAACAAAAGGCAGCUGCUUCUGCACCGCCAUCCGCAUCGAAUGCACCAGCCCGCCCCUCACCACGGGCCUCUGCCACUGCCACGACUGCCGCAAACUCACGGGCUCCGCCUACUCGCACAGCGUCCUCGUGCCCACCGGUGCCUUCCGGGUGGUCGCCGGCACGCCCAAGGCCGUGGCCAAAACGGCCGAUAGUGGGAAUGCGGUGCGGAAUUACUUUUGUGGGGAUUGUGGAUCACCGCUGUACGGACACAAGAUCAAUGCUGAUGGGCGGCCGGCGGAGGUGACGGUUGUGAGGGCGGGGGUGCUGGAUGAUGCCGAGGUGUUGGAGAGGAGGCCCGACGCGGAGUUGUUUACGGGGAGGCGGUUGGGGUGGGUUGGGGCGGUGGAGGGGGCCGGGCAGGUUUGUGGGAUGUUGGAUUUUUCUUAG
Aspergillus aculeatus ATCC 16872 is the source of this 523-nucleotide messenger RNA. Its product is annotated as GFA family protein. Lineage: Eukaryota; Fungi; Ascomycota; Eurotiomycetes; Eurotiales; Aspergillaceae. Gene Ontology annotation, molecular function: carbon-sulfur lyase activity. Bases 92 to 523 code for a protein of 143 amino acids. The transcript has 3 exons. The record is from RefSeq and is a predicted model, not a curated record.